Molecule: messenger RNA, 1260 nt
Organism: Tarenaya hassleriana
Lineage: Eukaryota; Viridiplantae; Streptophyta; Magnoliopsida; Brassicales; Cleomaceae
Product: WD repeat-containing protein 82-B
Exons: 11
Coding region: 73-1110 (345 amino acids)
Cellular component (GO): Set1C/COMPASS complex
Molecular function (GO): chromatin binding; protein binding
Source: RefSeq, a predicted model, not a curated record
CACAUUCCUUUAGGGCUCCUAUAGUCAUUUCCUCCCGUCGGUCUCCGGCGACCGAUCUCUACGUCGGUGAAGAUGGUGGGGACGCAAUCGGAGAGAGAAGACAGAGUUUCCUUGGAACUCACCGAAGAAAUCCUACAAAGCAUGGAGCCCGGGGCGGUUUUCAGAGACUAUAAUUGUAGGAUCAGUUCGAUCGAUUUCCACAAGCCAUCGAGUUACAUGGUAACCGCUAGUGACGAUGAUUCGAUUCGCCUUUACGAUGUUGCGAACGCGACAUGUCUGAAAACAAUCAACAGCAAAAAAUAUGGUGUCGAUCUUGUUUGCUUCACUUCGCAUCCUACAACUGUUAUCUACUCUUCAAGAAACGGCUGGGAUGAAUCUUUGCGGCUUCUCUCCUUGCAUGACAACAAGUACUUGCGGUACUUUAAGGGUCAUCACGACAGGGUUGUUUCCCUUAGCUUGUGUUCUCAUGGAGAAAGCUUUAUAUCUGGUUCACUAGACCGAACUGUUCUGCUUUGGGAUCAAAGGGUGGAGAAAUGUCAGGGUCUCUUACGGGUGCAAGGAAGACCUGCCGCAGCGUAUGAUGAUCAAGGUUUAGUCUUUGCAGUUGCCUUUGGUGGUUACGUAAGAAUGUUUGACGCCCGCAUGUAUGAAAAGGGUCCCUUCGAAACGUUCUCUGUUGGAGGUGAUAUAUCUGAUGCAAACGUUGUGAAAUUCAGCAACGACGGAAGGCUCAUACUUCUCACAACCAUGGAUGGGCAUGUGCAUGUACUCGACUCGUUCCGUGGCACACUUCUAUCGACGUAUAAUGUAAAACCAGUUUCUGGAGAAUCCACAUUGGAUGCAACCUUCAGCCCUGAAGGGAUGUUUGUCGUUUCAGGUACCCUUCAUCAAUUGCGAGGCUCGGGCGACGGUAGCAUCCAUGCAUGGAAUGUACGGAGUGGAAAACAGGUACAUACUUGGAGUUGGAUGGCUCAUAGCAGUGAACCGCCGGUAAUAAAAUGGGCCCCUGGAAGUCCGAUGUUUGUCACCGGAUCUUUAGAACUUGCCUUUGUCAUCCCGGACUUGUCUAAAUUGCCUGCUUAUGCCAUUAGGAAACAGAAUCUUCAGUAAGACGAGUAGAUUUCUACCGUUAUUCUUUCUAGGGGUGGACAUUUCGGUUCGGUUAUGAGGAACCGUACCGUAUCAAAUCAAAAAUCUCGGUAUUUUUUACGAAUUGUACCAUUCAAAAUUCUCGAACGAUAUGUUUUUUGAAUUUCUCAA